Onthophagus taurus is the source of this 2693-nucleotide messenger RNA. Lineage: Eukaryota; Metazoa; Arthropoda; Insecta; Coleoptera; Scarabaeidae. The record is from RefSeq and is a predicted model, not a curated record.
UUAAAUAAAAACUUCCCAAUCGAUGAUAAAUCAAAAAUGAUCGACGAAAUCAAUAAAAGCUUUUCGGAAGCGAUGCAAAAAGUAUAUUUCACCGAAAAAAUAAUGCACGAAACCGAAGAAGAUUUAACACUUUACUGUAAAAGAGAAAUCGAAAAAUACAAGAAAGAAAAUGAAGCGUUAAAAAAAUCGCAUCAAAACGAAAUAAGUAACUUAUUAAAAGAAAUUGAGACGACUAAAAGCGAAUUGGAAUUAGUGAUGGGGGAAAAAUCGUUUUCUUUGCCGAAUUUAAAAGAGUCAAAAAAAUCUUGUUUCGAUUCGCGCUCCGAAAGCAAAUUAAAACGGUUAAAUCACGAUAAAUUAACGUUCAAAAACGAUAAAUUAGAGAAAAAAAUUUUAGAUUUGCAAGACGAAUUAAACGCCGAAAAAGAAUCUAAACGACUAAAACAAAUCGAAUUAAAAGAAAUCUUAUCUCAAAAUCGAAUUAAUUUAGAAAAUGUCACGUUAAAUACAAUUAAUUCCUUUUUAAUUCCUUCAAAUUUAUUAAAGAAAAACGAUGCGAUUUUAACCAAAAUUCAUUUAUCUGAAAUGUUGGAAAAUGAAGUUUUGAAAGUUAAGGAGCAAAUUGAGAUGACUUCGGGUGUUUUGGAUUAUUUGUGUUUGAAGAAAUCGGGGGAGAAGGAAAUUCGGGACGAAUCCUGUCAAACUGAAGUUGUUGAAAUGAAUUUGGCCCAAAAUAAAAGUGGGUUUGUUUUGAAUCCGGCGACUUUUGUGCCGAAAUGUUAUGAUCCGGUGGAGAGUCUUCAGUUUGCUUGUUCUGGGGAUGCUGGGAGAUCGAGGGAUCUUGGGGUGAUGUUUACGAGGUCGCAAGAAAAUGAGGAUUAUUACGGAUUACAAAACGACUCCCGGGAGGAGACCGUUUUCGCCACGUUAAACGAAGAAUUAUUACAAAACUUUGGUCUUAUAAACUACAAUUUAACGAGUUUCCAGGAAAUCCCCGACUCGGAACUCGAAGAAACAUUCAAGAAAAUAUCUUCCGCUUACACCGCGGACCAACAAUCGAUUUCAACGCGCCUUCAAAAACAAACGGAGAAGACCGCGAACAAAAAGAGAAAAUAUUUGGAAGAAAUUUCGAUCUGCAAGAAGAUCCUCCAGGACGAAUUCCUGAAUUCAAACGGAUUAGAAAACGUUACGGCACGUUUGGAUUCGACAGGAAAAUCCUGCGAGGAUCUCACCGCUUCGGCAGAGCUAUUAGGGUCUUUGAAGAAAGAGAAGGAGAUGAUGGGGUGUUUGGGGGUGAUGAUUGUGUAUUUGGAACGAUCUCGAAUUGUAUUAAAAAAUGUGGAGAACCAAUUGCGGUCCAUCGAGUCCCUUUGGAUCAAAGACGAGAAGAGACAAUUCCAAGCGGUGAGCUUCAAACCCCUCAAUCUAGAGCCAAUUAAUAAAUGUUUGAGUUUGGAACGAUCGGGGGUUAAUGAAACUCAUAUAUCACCGAGGCCUAUAUCUAAAAUGAUUAAGACGGUGACUUACUCGUUUAUUACUUGGAUGAUUUUUAUGGGAAUUAGUUGCUUGAUGGUGGUUUUUCUCUUCGAGGAUGAUUACAAUUACUUGUCGUGGGGGUUUAACACUUUCGAGCAUCCGUGGAUGCCGUUUGUUAAGAAACAAUAUUUAAGGGGACCACCCCCGACUUAAUCACGAUUUGUUUUUUUUUUUAAGUUUUUUUUGCGUCCUCUCUAUAUUUAAACGAAUAAGAUGUUUAAGUUUUGGACGUAUCUAUAUAUUUUUUUUAAAUUAAAAAAUAAUAACAAAAAAAAGAACAUCUGGGUCGAUAUAAAACACAUAAAUGUUAUUAAAAUGAAUCAAAUUAGUUCGUUAAAAAUUAACGCGGCUAAAGUAAUUAAUUUAAGUCUUAAAAAUAGAGUUGAUGUGCUCAAACUAGAUGGAUUUAUCCCAUGGGAGUUGAUCAAAAUCCUUUAGGAAACGUGGUUAAACGACAAUUUCAACGCAUUAAAGAGUUAUCACCCCGAAAUUCAGGAAUUAUCGUAUUUUGAACCGAAACGUUUUGAUGACCCUUUCACGAAAACUUCAUUAAUUGAAAUAUUUUGCAGAAAUUGGAUAUUUAAUAAUGACGAAAUCGAUAUAUUAUGUGUUUGGAAAUUUUGUUAUAAAGGAUGGUUACAAGAAGAAAUUUGUAUUGAUUGUUUAAAUGGGUAUAAUAAUUUUAUUCGGAUAAAUAAUGAUUUUUUGAGUGCGAAAGGUUUUAAAAGGAUCUUUAAGAGGCGAAUUAUGGACCAUGAUGACGUUGAUUUUGAAAGUUUUUCUGCUUUAAUAAAAAAUCAACGCAAUUGGUGCUCCUUUUGCUUAAAGAGGGCGAAUUUUCGAUUGAUACCGAGAAGAUUGUGUUGUCACCGUAUUCAUGAAUUAAUUGGGGAGGAAUAUUGGCAAGAAGGAUUGCGGAUUUUUUAUGAGGGAGAUUAAUAAUUAUAAUUUAUAAAUUACUAAUUAAUUGUUUUAAAUUAAAACAUUUUCUAGCCAGAAUUGACUUGUUUUUGUAAAAACGAUAUGCAGAGGAAUGACGAGAUAAGCAGAGGAAUGAUUUUUUUAUUUGAUACGGCAAAAUAAUACAAUAUUAGGCAUAAUAUGCAUGUUAAAACCAAAACAGUGAAUAGGGAAAACUAAAAUACAAACUUGCUUAA